This is a messenger RNA of Owenia fusiformis, 2831 nucleotides long. The record is from the annotation of a GenBank genome assembly. NCBI's taxonomy places the organism in Eukaryota, Metazoa, Annelida, Polychaeta, Sabellida, Oweniidae.
CAUAAAGUAAAUAUGGCGUCGUCACUUUCUGAAGAAGAAUUCAUUAGAAUUCAGACUCAGCUGUUGGAGUUACGGACCACAAACUACAAUCUAUCUGAUGAAAAUUCCAAAGCAAAACGAGAAAUAGACAGGCUCUUGGCAGAUGUUGAGCGACUUGAUAGAGAUUUAGAAAAAGCUAAUCGGGCAGUGCAAAAAAGCAAGAAAGCGCGAGAGUUUGAGAUGUUAAUAAAUGAGAAUGACGGAUUGCAGAGAAAACUUAUCAGUCAAGAGGAAGAAUUCCGCUUGCAGAAUCAGACUUUGAUGACUGAGCUUGGAACACUUGUAGCAGCCAAUGAAAACUUAGAGAAAGAAGUUGAACGAUUGAAACAGCUAGAAAACACAGGAGAUGCUACUGGCCAGAAGGACUCUGAAAAAGAGGCUCAGUUACAAGAUCAACUUAGGCACAGUCAAGCCCAGAAUACAGCAUUGCAAAAGAACCUGACAGCUCUCCAAGAAAAACAUAACAUAGAGAAUCGGCAGCUUCAGGAGACUAUAGGGCAACUUGAGCUGAGAUGUGAACGUCUUUCGGGUCAAAGGCAAGACCCUGCAGGGGCUGAGCUUAGUCCAGAUAGAAGAGGAGAUGGUCAAGAUGAAGAGGAGGGGCUAGACAUAACUGAUAGUGUGUUACCAAGCAACAGUCAUGAUGUCACACAAGAAGAUUCAAAAGAAGAAACCUCUAUUAUAACAGAACCUAAAGAAGAUAAAGAAGACAUAACUAAACAGCUUAAUGAUUUGCAAUUACAACUUGAUAUUGAAAGAGAGGAAAGUAAACUGUUAAAAGAACAACUCCUUACUAGUCAGAAAACAUUAGAAGAUAAAUCAAAAUCUACAAUGGAAGAGAUUGAUAAGCUGCAAGAGAAAUUAAAAAAGAAACAAGAAAGUUUAGUGCAAUUACAGGAUGAAAAAGAAAACAUGUACAAAGAAUACAAUAAAAAUAUCUCAGACUUGCGUGAAUCCAAGGACAAUGAAAUUCAGAACAUGAUGGCCAUAUCAGCUCAACUAGAAGCUGAUCUAUCGCGAGGAAAUGAUGAGGUCACCAAGGCGAGAACUCAGGCUGAUGCAAGGAUAGCUCAGCUUGAACAAACUUUAGACCAAGUUCGGGCACAGAUGAGUGCCAGUCAUGCUGAGAAGGCAUCAGAACUAGGGCAGUUAGAACAACAAUACUCUCAACAGAUCAGCCAAUUAAGUGCAACUAUAUCAACUAUAGAGAAGCAGAGAGAUGAUGUGAAGACACAGUUGCAGGAAACGCAAGAGAAGUUGAACAAUACUUUACAGCGUCUUCAAGAGGCACAAUUGGACAGAGACAAACAGGUUGAAGCAUUUCAGGAAUCAAAUAAGCUUGCUGAGAAAAGGAAGGGCCUGUUGGAUGAACUAGCCAUCAAGUAUCAGAAAGACAGUGAAAAAUACAGAGAACAAACCAGGGAUGUGGACAAGAAGCACUUUGAUGCAGUUAGGGAAAUGGAAGAUAAAUUGGACAUUGAACAAAAACGAAAUGAGAGUCUAUCCAGUGAGUUGAAGACCAAGGGCUGUCAAUUAGAGUCUGUUCAAGAGAAGUUGGAGACUACUGAAAGUCAACUGAGGUCAACAGAGGAAGCUAAAGGCUGGCUGGAGAGGAGUCUUGAAGAGACUAAGACUGAGCUUUCAGAAGCUAGGGAAGAACACAGUAUUAAACUGGAAGAGAUUAGGACAAAACACCAGGAGGAAUUAGACACAAACACUAGAGAGCACAGCAAACAAAUCCAGGAACUAAAGGAGAACCUAGAAGGAAAGGAUGUCAAGUGUACUGAGCUGGAAGAUACAAUAACUCAACUGAAACAGGAAAUUAAAGAUCAAAUAGAUGAUAAAAAGAUACAUGAAAAGAAAGGGGCUUCCAUGACCAAGGACCUGAAGAGACAGAUUCAGAGUGAAAGAAAGAGGGCAGACAAGCUUCAGGAAAGACUCCAAGAGGCCCUGUCAGUAGACUCCAAGUCAAGACAAUCUGUAGAAGAAUUGCUCCAUCCAUCAGACUCUAUUGAGCGUUUCCAUGGUGAUGGUAGCUCUCUGUCAUCAUUUAGCAUGUCAUUGAGUGGAACGGGGCGGGACACAGGAGAAGCCAUCAACUCUCCGAUGUCUGAUCCUGGAGCGCCAUCUAUGUCUCUUGUCCAGGAGAACACAGACCUAUUGAACAGAUUGACCCAGAUGCAGCAGGAGAAAUGGGAGCUAGAAGAAAGGAUAAAUCACCUUGAGGAGAGCUCUGCAGGAAUGGCAGAUGAAUUACUGAAAAAACAGGCUCUGAUGCAACAUUACGCCAUGGAAACCAGAACAGAUCACAUUGCCUCACCUCAGACUGAGAAGAUGUCCAUAAAGCGUGUAUUAGACUUUGUUAAAGACAAGGGGGAAGAAAGCCAGAGAGAUCUCAAUAGAAAACUACAGAGAAUGUUAGAAGAAACACUCACUAAAAACAUGCACUUAGAAAAGAAUCUGGAGGACAUGUCCCAAGAAGUAGUUAGACUCAGCAAAAUGAACGUGGAAGUUGACGUUACUGAGAUGGCUCGCUGAUCUCUCCUCCUGGGUACUAGAGGUCCCACAAACCCCUGGGUCUUCAUCAGGAGAGGGCAUCCAGUUCCCAUGUUUCGACAUAUCCAUUCCAACAUAGCAGCUCAGGUUGAAAACCAGUGGUUAAACUACAAAGUGCAAAAAGGCAAAUGGCCUUCAGCUGAUCAGAGACAAAUCCUGUGCAUGUACACUGUACUCAGUAAAUAUUGUUAAAAGGAAUGCCUGUCUGAGGUGCACACUUAUCUAUGAAGAACAUU